Messenger RNA from Helobdella robusta, 921 nucleotides. RefSeq lists its product as hypothetical. Gene Ontology annotation, biological process: regulation of DNA-templated transcription. The transcript has 5 exons. The record is from RefSeq and is a predicted model, not a curated record. Lineage: Eukaryota; Metazoa; Annelida; Clitellata; Rhynchobdellida; Glossiphoniidae. The annotation marks the transcript as partial. Gene Ontology annotation, molecular function: DNA-binding transcription factor activity; sequence-specific DNA binding; zinc ion binding.
GGAGGCAUCGAGUACACGUGUCCAGCAACGAGUUCAUGUGAGAUCACGAGGUCCAGGAGGAAGGCUUGUCAGGCCUGUCGGUUCCAGAAAUGCCUGCAAAUGGGCAUGCUUAGAGAAGGUUGUGUUCGACCGGACCGGGUGAGGGGUGGGCGGCAGAAGUACCGACGCUUGAACGACUCCCCAUCUGUCGUCAUCAGGGCGUCCAAGCCACCGUCACAGCGCAAACAGUCCACUAUAGGCAGCAAGCUGCUGUUAAUAUUGAAAUCCAUCGAACCGGAGAAGGUCUUCGCCAUGCCCGAUACAACGACGCAGGACGACGAUUUCAAGUUCAAGGUCACCAUCUCCGACCUCACGGAUCGCGAACUCGUGGCCAUCAUCGGCUGGGUCAAGCAAGUUCCUGAUUUCAGUACUUUGAGUCUGCAAGACCAGAUGAACCUGCUCCGAUCGACAUGGCUGGAUAUCGUUUGCUUGAACGUGGCCUACAGAAGUCUGCCGUACGAUGGCGAUAUCAUUUUCGCCGAUGAUCUCAAACUGACGGAAGGUGAUGCCUGUGUCUACGGAGUUCCUGGAGAACUGGAUCGUGUCAUCAGAAGGCUCAUCAGGAAGUUGGCAGAGGUGAAAGUGAACUACGACGAGUACCUACUCAUCAAGGCGCUCCUCCUCUUCAAUCCAGACACGAGUCUUGAAGAUGUGAAAUCCGUACAGCAACAACGGGAUAAUGUGUUGGAUGGAUUGUUGGAUUACGAAGGCUGCCACAAGGAUUCGAACCUCCCGCAGAGGGUGUCAGACCUCCUCCUCAUCCUCCCACUCAUCAUCCACGCCAGGUUCGUCAUGAGGGACUUCUGGCUGGCCAUCGCUUCCGACAACAGUAUCGUCCUGCAUAAACUGUUGAGGGAGAUGUUGGAGCACGCCAUCGUAUAG